UAAUUCUAUUUCCCCAUCAGUCCAAGCUCUGUUGACAGAGUAUCAGCCAUCAUGCCUAACGGUGCUCCUUUGAUCAACACUGCCAACGGCGCCUCCGCCAACGACAACAUCACCCGCUUCGACCCCCCCAGCCGUGUGCUUUCUCCCCUCAACCACACCCUCUUCCACAACAAGACGAGAUGUUUCGUAUAUGGUAUGCAGCCCCGGGCUGUCCAGGGUAUGCUGGACUUCGACUUCAUCUGCAAGCGUAGCACUCCCUCCGUCGCCGGUAUCAUCUACACUUUCGGUGGCCAGUUCGUCAGCAAGAUGUACUGGGGUACCAGCGAGACUCUCCUCCCCGUCUACCAGGAUGUCUCCAAGGCCAUGGCCAAGCACCCCGACGUUGACACCGUCGUCAACUUCGCUUCUUCCCGUUCCGUCUACAGCUCUACCAUGGAGCUCAUGGAGUGCCCCCAGAUCAAGAGCAUUGCCAUCAUUGCUGAGGGUGUCCCCGAGAGACGUGCUCGUGAGAUCCUCGUCACUGCCAAGGAGAAGGGCAUCACCAUCAUCGGCCCUGCUACCGUCGGUGGUAUCAAGCCCGGUGCUUUCAAGAUCGGUAACACUGGUGGUAUGAUGGACAACAUUGUUGCCUCCAAGCUCUACCGCAAGGGUUCCGUCGGUUACGUCUCCAAGUCCGGUGGUAUGUCCAACGAGUUGAACAACAUCAUCUCCCAGAACACCGACGGUGUGUACGAGGGUGUUGCCAUUGGUGGCGACCGUUACCCCGGUACCACUUUCAUCGACCACCUUCUCCGUUACCAGGCCGAGCCUGAGUGCAAGAUCCUCGUCCUCCUCGGUGAGGUCGGUGGUGUUGAGGAGUACCGUGUCAUUGAGGCCGUCAAGAACGGCACCAUCACCAAGCCCAUUGUCGCCUGGGCCAUCGGUACCUGCGCCAGCAUGUUCAAGACUGAGGUUCAGUUCGGUCACGCCGGUGCUUCCGCCAACUCCGACCUGGAGACCGCCGUCGCCAAGAACAAGGCCAUGCGUGAGGCUGGCAUCCACGUCCCCGAGACCUUCGAGGAGCUUCCCCAGACUCUUGCCCAGGUCUACAACGAGCAGGUCCAGAAGGGCGUCAUUGUGCCCCAGAAGGAGCCCGUUCCCCCCAAGAUCCCCAUCGACUACUCCUGGGCUCAGGAGCUCGGUCUCAUCCGUAAGCCCGCUGCUUUCAUCUCCACCAUCUCCGACGACCGUGGCCAGGAGCUCCUGUAUGCUGGUAUGCCCAUCUCCGAUGUCUUCAAGGAGGACAUUGGUAUCGGUGGUGUCAUGUCCCUCCUUUGGUUCCGUCGCCGCCUGCCUACCUACGCCAGCAAGUUCUUGGAGAUGGUUCUCAUGCUUACCGCUGAUCACGGUCCUGCCGUCUCUGGUGCCAUGAACACCAUCAUCACCACCCGUGCUGGUAAGGACCUGAUCAGUGCCCUGGUCUCUGGUCUCCUGACCAUUGGUUCCCGCUUCGGUGGUGCCCUGGACGGUGCUGCUGAGGAGUUCACCAAGGCCUUCGACAAGGGCAUGAGCCCCCGUGACUUCGUCGACACCAUGCGCAAGGAGAACAAGCUGAUCCCCGGUAUUGGUCACCGUAUCAAGUCCCGCAACAACCCCGAUCUCCGUGUCGAGCUGGUCAAGGAGUACGUCAAGAAGAACUUCCCCAGCACCAAGCUCCUCGACUACGCGCUUGCCGUCGAGAGCGUCACCACCUCCAAGAAGGACAACCUGAUCCUCAACGUCGACGGCUGCAUUGCUGUCUGCUUCGUUGAUCUCAUGCGCCACUGCGGUGCCUUCUCCCCCGAGGAGACCGAGGACUACAUGAAGAUGGGUGUCCUCAACGGUCUCUUCGUCCUUGGUCGCUCGAUUGGUCUCAUUGCCCACUACCUCGACCAGAAGAGACUGCGCACCGGUCUCUACCGCCACCCCUGGGACGACAUCACCUACCUCCUCCCCGCCCUCCAGAAGGGUGGCUCGGAAGGCCGUGUUGAGGUCUCCGUCUAAUUUCCUACCAUCCCCUUUUAAUAUACUUGCAUUUCAUGACCUAGUCAUAAAAUCCGUCCCAGCUGACGUCGGAGUUAUGAUGGCUUGUUUUUCUCUUUUCUGCAUUGGCUUGGUUCACUUCAUACCUCUUCCUUUCCAACUUACAAUCUGUAGUGGCACGUGUGGCAUGACUAGCUGAUAAGGUUGAUGAAUUUAACGCGAUGAUUCAGACAAGGUGCUUUUCAUAGAAUAAUCAAUCGUAAAUUAUGAUUCUGAAUUGACUUUUAGACACG
Molecule: messenger RNA, 2294 nt
Organism: Aspergillus aculeatus ATCC 16872
Lineage: Eukaryota; Fungi; Ascomycota; Eurotiomycetes; Eurotiales; Aspergillaceae
Product: putative ATP citrate lyase, subunit 1
Exons: 5
Coding region: 52-2022 (656 amino acids)
Biological process (GO): fatty acid biosynthetic process; acetyl-CoA biosynthetic process; tricarboxylic acid cycle
Cellular component (GO): cytosol
Molecular function (GO): ATP citrate synthase activity
Source: RefSeq, a predicted model, not a curated record